Molecule: messenger RNA, 1756 nt
Organism: Cornus florida
Lineage: Eukaryota; Viridiplantae; Streptophyta; Magnoliopsida; Cornales; Cornaceae
Exons: 5
Coding region: 147-1622 (491 amino acids)
Molecular function (GO): kinase activity
Source: RefSeq, a predicted model, not a curated record
AGAGUAAGAGACAGCCUCGUCUCCACCCAACAAAUUACACAGGGUAGUGGAGUUGGAUGGAGAUACGUGGUUCUCCAUCGCCAGACUAUUCUAGGGCUUUCUAAACUCAAACAAAUCCAAACACAUUCAUACAUACUACCAAAACCAUGUCUUUCUCUCACCUCUCUCAUCUUUCUCUCACCUCUUCCUUAUCCACUAUCGUUCCUACUCCUACUUUCUCUCACCCUCUUUUCUCGCUCCUCUCCUACCCAUCAUCAUCAUCCCCUAUUAUUAAGAACCAAAGCAGACCAAUUUCUCAUGGCACUGCUUCAAACCACUACUGCUAUUGCAGACCCAUCUCUUCCAUGUCGAUAGCCAAUGACGCUGUGUCUGGGGUUUCUAGGCUAUUCUCCUCUUCUUCUUCUUCCUCUAGCUUUCAUGGCGGAAGGGAGGACCGCGUUGGUGAUGGAUUCGAGACUGGAGGUGAAGAAGACGACGCUGAUGCCGAUACAGACGACGAAGAGGAAGAAGUAAUGGUAGAGAGAGAUGAUAGAGUUUUGCCUGAGAGAUGGGACGUUUUGGGUCUUGGCCAAGCUAUGGUAGAUUUUUCUGGCAUGGUUGAUGAUGAAUUCUUAGAGAGACUGGGAAUAGCAAAGGGAACAAGGAAGGUUGUUAAUCACGAGGAGAGAGGUAGAGUUUUGCGGGCAAUGGAUGGAUGCAGCUACAAGGCAGCUGCAGGUGGAUCUCUUUCUAACAGCCUGGUGGCAUUGGCAAGGCUUGGUGGUCAGGCCAUUGGAGGCCCUGCCUUGAAUGUAGCUAUGGCAGGCAGUGUUGGAAGCGAUCCAUUGGGUGGGUUCUACAGAUCGAAACUUUGUCGAGCAAAUGUGAAUUUUCUCUCUACGCCAGUCAAGGAUAGGACAACGGGAACAGUUAUAGUUCUCACAACUCCAGAUGCUCAGCGUACAAUGCUAGCAUAUCAGGGUACUUCUUCCACUGUUAACUACGAUCCCUGCUUGGCUAGCAUAAUUUCCAAAACAAAUAUAUUAGUUGUUGAAGGGUAUUUAUUCGAAUUUCCUGAUACGAUCAGAACAAUUACAAAGGCGUGCGAGGAUGCCCACAGGAGUGGUGCUCUGGUUGCUGUCACAGCUUCAGAUGUCUCCUGCAUCGAGAAACAUUAUGAUGACUUCUGGGAGAUUAUGGGGAACUAUGCCGACAUUGUGUUUACUAACAGUGACGAAGCAAAAGCUUUCUGUCAUUUUUCCUCAAAGGAAAGCCCCAUUUCUGCUGCACGGUACCUAAGCCACUUUGUUCCCCUAGUCUCGGUCACAGAUGGGCCACGUGGUUCUUACAUUGGUGUUAAAGGGGAAGCUGUGUAUAUCCCUCCUUCACCGUGUGUACCAGUGGACACCUGUGGGGCUGGAGAUGCGUAUGCAUCAGGCAUCUUGUAUGGUAUUUUACGGGGUGUGUCAGAUUUGAAAAGCAUGGGUACAUUAGCAGCUAGGGUUGCAGCUGUAGUUGUUGGGCAACAGGGUACCCGACUUAAAGUUCAAGAUGCUGUUGAGUUAGCGGAAUCAUUUGAAUUCCAUCUAGAUAGCUCCAGCAUUCAUUCGGAUGUGGGCUCUGAUCAAAUUUCUAGCUUGUAAUACAUAAUGCUGAUUUUGUAAUUGUUUCAUUAGACUGAAUUCAUUGCUUAUUGGCUUCGUAACUCUGAACAUUCAAUUUUAUUGUACAUUAUAUUAUAUAUACUGGCAAGGAAGAUGCCAAUAGUUGAUAAAAA